UCCUCUGUUUAGCACAAGUACUGGUCAUGUGAGCGUGCUGUAAGUUUCUUUCAGGAAACAGAGAUUUUUCUUUCAUGAGAGUCUCCCAUGGUGACGAUCUCCUGCUCAGACAUGAGGCGCUCUGCUGUUAUAAUCCUGAUACUCAACGCCGCCAGCACCUUUUCACAAAUUGCCCAUGAAGUUGUCAUUAUUGUGGGCUGCUUUGAAAAUGGUACAACUGAGGUGCAGGCGGAAUUUGAUACUGAAGAGGUUUUGUACGUAGAUUUUGACAAACAAGAUAUGGUCUACACUGUGCCCCCAUAUCUCAUGAUGAACCCAAGAGAAACAUUUGGGGACGUAGCUGUUUACAAUAAUGCUAGGAAAGCCAAGAACACGUGUCCAGCAGUUGUUGCAUACUGCAAAGCAGAGGAGAAAAAUCCACCAGAAGUGACAGAUCCUCCUGAGACCAUCCUCUACUCUGAAGAAGAAGUUCAGCCGGGAGUAGAAAACAGCCUCAUCUGCUUUGUGAAUCAUUUCUACCCACCUUUCAUUGAAGUGAGCUGGACAAAAAACGGUCAGCCGGUGUCAGAGGGGGUGUCACUCAGUCGAUAUUAUCCCAAUGAGGACCAGACCUUCCACCAGUUCUCAACCCUGACGUUCACGCCGAGGGAGGGGGACAUUUACAGCUGCACUGUGGAGCAUGUAGCCCUGGAUAGACCUAAAACAAGAUUCUGGGAACCUGAAUUCAGUCAUCAAAGUGUUGGACUGGAUGUUUUCUGUGGAGUGGGCCUAAGUGUGGGUCUACUGGGAGUCGCAGUUGGAACAUUUUUAAUUGUCAAAGGACACCACAGACAAUAGUUUCUCAUUCUUAGAGAGAUUAGACACAUGAAAUUGAUGAUAAUUGUACAUGUGGAUUUUACAUGAACACAGUAAUAUAACUUCUAUGAAGACAUAUUUCAUGUAAUUACAGAUGUGUUUUACUGCAUUGUCAUUCAUUAUCUAUAACCCUAACCCUACAACACAAUUGUUAAUAAUAAAAUAAAAUAAAUUAACACACUGCUUAUGAAAUGCUUUUGUUAAAUAGGAGGACUAGAGUAAAGUGUUGUCACUUAAACUGAACCAUGCACCAUCAUAAGAUACUACAAGCAAAGGUCUGCAGCUUCUGGAUAUACAACAGUGCUGUCUAGUCAAAUAUCAGGAAAACAGACAUCUACAUUUUAUCAUAAGAAGUGUUUUACAUCAACUAUGUAAUUUCUUUGUGUUUCAGUUUGCCCUCUAGGUUAUUGCACUGUUAUGUAUUCAAAUAUAACCAUGGAGCAUCAUGUCUAUUUAUUAUUACUUGUAAAUUUGUUAUCUGUAAUGAAUGUUGAGGUUUUACUUAUACAUUCAUACAUUUUUUUUAAUUGUGUAUAAAAUGUAUUGACAUAGAGUCUUCUACUGUAAAAAGCAGUGGUGGAAUGUAACUAAGUACAUUUUCUCAAAUACUGGGAAGUCAAGUAAAAUUGCUUUUACGCAUAAACAUACUUAACCAUGAAAAGUGAUUUUGAUUCUUUAUUGUGCUUCAGUACAAUUUUAAGGGACUUGUACUUUACAUGUGUAUUUACAUUUUCUGCUUCUCUAUAUUUCUACUGCACCACAUUUCAGAGUGAAGUAUGACACUUUUUUCUCUGAUACCUUUAACUGACAACAACCAUAUUAUUUUACAGAUUAAACUUUGCAUACAAACAUAAGAUGAUUGUAUAAAAUAUGAUACAAUGCUAAAGAUUAAUUAUGACAUUUUUCUGACACUUACCUUCUUUUAAUCAGUUACCAUCCUGCACACAGGACUUUUGUAUGUAAUGAUGGAUGGGGGCGUGGGGGGUUUCCCACCAAAAAGUGAAAAUGUGCUUUUGUGUUAAAUACAAAUCCCUGAUUGUGAUGUCUUAACACCUGCUACUCAGUGAACCUGAGAAAAACCUGCAGUAAAAACGUUUUUUUCCCCUCUGGCAACAAAUCUGUGAGAUCCAUUAUUCAUGUAAUUCUGAAUUU
Molecule: messenger RNA, 2007 nt
Organism: Lates calcarifer (barramundi perch)
Lineage: Eukaryota; Metazoa; Chordata; Actinopteri; Centropomidae
Product: H-2 class II histocompatibility antigen, A-U alpha chain
Exons: 4
Coding region: 88-837 (249 amino acids)
Biological process (GO): immunoglobulin production involved in immunoglobulin-mediated immune response; peptide antigen assembly with MHC class II protein complex; antigen processing and presentation of exogenous peptide antigen via MHC class II
Cellular component (GO): MHC class II protein complex; membrane
Molecular function (GO): MHC class II protein complex binding
Source: RefSeq, a predicted model, not a curated record